AUGUCGGUUGAGUUGUUCAAUGUGUGGGGCAUCGACUUUAUGGGUCAGCUUCCUAACUCUUUUGGUGAUACUUAUAUACUUGUCGCCGUUGAUUAUGUUUCAAAAUGGAUUGAGGCGAUUGCCACAAAGACUAAUGAUAGGAAAUUGAAGUCAAAAUGGAUUGGGCCAUUCAUAGUUCAAGAAGUGUUCCCUCAUGGAGCGGUGGAGAUAGAAAACUUGAAGACAAGAAACCGAUUCAAAGUUAAUGGACACCGGCUACAAGCUUACCGAGAAAAUUAUGCUCCAAACAAGGAAAUGGAGUACUUCAAUGAUCCUAAAUGA
Pistacia vera is the source of this 321-nucleotide messenger RNA. RefSeq lists its product as uncharacterized. Lineage: Eukaryota; Viridiplantae; Streptophyta; Magnoliopsida; Sapindales; Anacardiaceae. Gene Ontology annotation, molecular function: nucleic acid binding. Bases 1 to 321 code for a protein of 106 amino acids. The transcript has 2 exons. The record is from RefSeq and is a predicted model, not a curated record.